AUGGGAUGCCUUGCUGGGGACUUGCACGUGCAGCCGCAGGCGCGCCACGCACCAGCCGCACACCUGCCGCCCCCAACGCUGCGGCCGAUGAGGCCGCCUGCGCUCGGCGCCGGGCACUUGCUUAAUCCCAAUGCGCGGCGCGGCGAGGUCUCCCGAGCUCGAGGCGUUCUGACGUGUGCUGUGAUCGCGCCGGGCACGGAAGAGACCUUCGCCGCUUUGUCCGAUCCGGCACGGCGUCCACCGGCGCCCCGGCAAGACGUGCCUGCAGACGUCCUCUACUUUCAGCCCGACUCGCCGGUCGUGCUCACCGACGCCGCCGUCGCUCAAGCUCUGCGGACUGCCAGGCGUGGCACCGACCAGCACCUCCUGGCAUGCCUGCUUGCGCUGCUUGAUGAAGAGGACGACGCCGACCCCGAGGUUGCCGACGCACGCCGCCUCGCAAUGCUGCCCUC
Symbiodinium sp. CCMP2456 is the source of this 452-nucleotide messenger RNA. Lineage: Eukaryota; Dinophyceae; Suessiales; Symbiodiniaceae. The record is from the annotation of a GenBank genome assembly.